AUGUCUUUCGCGAGCGCACGGUCGCUGGUCUUGAACAGCAACAGCAAGGAACAACUGACAGCUAGCGAUGAACCUGUAGCAUGUACCAAGUCGUCUUUCCCAACAUCUACAAAGGGUAAUACGCAUACACAGUCGCUAAGAAGCGAGGUCUUCAAGACGAUUCAAGCUAUCUUACUCGCUCUAUGUUUCAUCGCGAGUACAAUCUGCCUACACUUUCAGCAGUGGCUCGGUGGGCCCAUCUAUCUGCUCAACCGGAAGUGCUUUUACGCUUGGCAAGCAGUAGUGAAGGAGUCCACUGCACUUCUUCUAAUCAGUUUGAACCAAUGGAUUGCCCCUUGCUCGGCGAAGAUCAGCGGUGAUGCGAGUGUCCGGGGUCAGAUUAGAAAAACUUCUAGCGGUUGGGUUCAUCUAGACUUUCCAGAUCGUCUUGUUCUGAUCGCCAAUCAUCAGAUCUACACAGACUGGCUCUUCCUUUGGUGGUCUGCAUAUACCACCCAUCAUCAUGGCCACCUGUUCAUAGUCCUCAAGGACUCUCUGAAAAACAUUCCAGUCCUCGGUCCCGGCAUGAUGUUUUUCUCCUGGGUUUUCCUAUCUCGCCGCUGGGAAGCGGAUCGACCGCGAUUUGAGCACCGUAUGAGCCAUCUUUCGAAUCCUAGUCUACAACAAGCAAUGUGGUUACUCAUCUUCCCCGAGGGCACGAAUCUGUCCGGUAACACGCGCGGAAUGAGUGAGAAAUGGGCGAGUAAGAUGAAUAUCCAUGACCUCAAGCACGUCUUAUUGCCACGGACUCGAGGUUUGCAAUUCUGUUUGGAAGCAUUGAAUCCUACUGUCAAAUGGGUGUACGACUGCACUAUAGCAUAUGAGGGUAUCCCUCCUGGUGAGUUUGGACAGGACAUUUACAGUCUUCACAAUCUCUACAUCAAAAGCCACGACGCUCCGGUAACCCACAUUCACUGGCGCCGCUUUGACGUUGCAAAUAUCCCUCUAAGUGAUUCUAAGGCAUUCGAUCAAUGGCUCUAUAAGCGAUGGGCCGAAAAGGACGAACUGCUAGAACACUUUCAACAGCAUAACUGUUUUCCAGCCGAUGAGGGUUAUGUUGAGGCACAAAUCAAGCUGAAUAACUCCCUAGAGAUUUUACAGAUCAUGGCCAGUGCACUAGCUGUAGUUUUGGUCUGGUGGUUGGUAAAGACCAUCACCCAGAGCUUUACAGCUUUUCCGCUCCUCGAUAUGUGA
Molecule: messenger RNA, 1233 nt
Organism: Alternaria arborescens
Lineage: Eukaryota; Fungi; Ascomycota; Dothideomycetes; Pleosporales; Pleosporaceae
Exons: 4
Coding region: 1-1233 (410 amino acids)
Cellular component (GO): endomembrane system
Molecular function (GO): acyltransferase activity
Source: RefSeq, a predicted model, not a curated record